GCACGCACACACACAGGAGAGACUAUAGAGUCAUGGAAGAGACAGACCAAAAUACCUGUGUGUACGGUAUCCCCCGAGGGACAAAACAUAGGACCUCACACAGAAACACGUUGCACAGACUUCAAAAACUAGCUGAUGGACAUUAUCUAGGAAACUGAUUUAGCGUAACCACUGUCUCACUAACCUUUCAGGAUUAUGAUGGAGCUCUCAUAUCAAUCUAUGAAAGUCGCCCACCAAGCCCGGGAAGCGGAUGAGCUGAGGACUGAGAUGAGGAGGAAGAACCUCCUCAUCCUCAUUUACCACCACCUGCUUGGGCAAGGCUAUGUGUCUGCAGCAGUGGCCUUGGACCAAGAGACUAAUGGGGGUGUGAGGAGGUUCGAGGUCUGUGAUAACAUCGAUCUGGAGAUGGUGUUGAUGGAAUACGAGAGUUAUUACUACGUCAAGUUCCAGAAAUAUCCCAAACUUAUCAGAAGAACAGCAGAACCAGUUGAAAACAGGAAUGCAAGAAGUAGUAGUAUAAAAAGGACUCCCUGUUCAGCUGUAAAGCCUCUUCCCAAAAUCAACCCGUCCCAGAUCCCCAAGUCUGGAAACGGAGCCAAGAGGACAACUGCCAGUUCACAUACAAAUGAGAAUGGUUCUGCUGUUCCUCCAGAGUUGGCAGAGUUUGGUCUUAACGUGUCCUCCAUCAGAAGUGGACCAGCUGGUGAGGCAGCAAAUAACAGAAAGGGCCAGAUGACUGACGGCAAAGUUUCAAUCCAUGACGCUGUCAAAGGAGCUGGCAGUGACUCAGACCAUAUGGAACGGCUGCUGAAGCCCCUCAGUGGCUUUUCUGGAAUGAGCGGUGAGAUGAGAGAACUUGCUGCAAUCAUCAGCAGGGACAUCUAUUUGCACAGCCCCAACGUGCGGUGGGAGGACAUCAUCGGCCUGGAGGACGCAAAGCGAUUAGUCAAAGAGGCCGUCGUCUAUCCCAUUAAGUACCCCCAGCUAUUUACAGGCAUUCUGUCUCCAUGGAAGGGCUUGCUGCUCUAUGGCCCCCCAGGUACGGGUAAGACGCUGCUGGCCAAGGCCGUGGCUACAGAGUGUAAGACGACCUUCUUUAACAUCUCAGCCUCCAGCAUUGUCAGCAAGUGGAGGGGAGACUCUGAGAAACUGGUCAGGGUUCUCUUUGAACUGGCCAGGUACCACGCACCAUCCACCAUCUUCCUGGACGAGCUGGAGUCAGUGAUGAGCCAGAGAGGAGCGAGCAUGGGAGGAGAGCAUGAGGGGAGUCGCAGGAUGAAGACUGAGCUGCUGGUUCAGAUGGACGGACUGGCCAAAUCAGAGGACCUGGUGUUUGUACUGGCUGCCUCCAACCUGCCUUGGGAGCUGGACCAUGCCAUGCUGAGGAGGUUAGAAAAGAGGAUUAUAGUUAGUCUUCCCUCCUCGCCAGCUCGCCAAGCAAUGAUCUCUCAUUGGCUGCCUCCUCUCAGCUCCACAGGAGGGGUGGAGCUACGAACUGAGCUGGACUAUGAAACUCUGGCAAAGGGGGUGGAGGGUUACUCUGGCUCUGAUAUACGACUGGUGUGUAAGGAGGCUGCCAUGAGACCGGUCCGCAAGAUUUUUGAUGCUCUGGAGUCCCAUCAAGAUGGAGACACUGAAAUGCCUGCCAUCCAGCUGGAAACUGUGACAACAGCUGACUUCCUGGAAGUAAUCACGCACACCAAACCCUCGGCUCGAAACCUAAUGGACAAAUACACAGCCUGGGAGAGAGAGUAUGAGUCUGUGUGACGCGCAAGCACAUUUUAACAUGAGAAAAAAUA
Etheostoma spectabile (orangethroat darter) is the source of this 1799-nucleotide messenger RNA. It is a transcript of the gene katnal2, whose product is annotated as katanin p60 subunit A-like 2. The transcript has 16 exons. Bases 196 to 1767 code for a protein of 523 amino acids. The record is from RefSeq and is a predicted model, not a curated record. Gene Ontology annotation, molecular function: ATP hydrolysis activity; ATP binding; protein binding. NCBI's taxonomy places the organism in Eukaryota, Metazoa, Chordata, Actinopteri, Perciformes, Percidae.